This is a messenger RNA of Suillus bovinus, 1806 nucleotides long. Its product is annotated as acyl-CoA dehydrogenase domain-containing protein. Gene Ontology annotation, molecular function: fatty-acyl-CoA binding; flavin adenine dinucleotide binding; glutaryl-CoA dehydrogenase activity. Bases 282 to 1553 code for a protein of 423 amino acids. The transcript has 16 exons. Gene Ontology annotation, biological process: fatty acid beta-oxidation using acyl-CoA dehydrogenase; fatty-acyl-CoA biosynthetic process. Gene Ontology annotation, cellular component: mitochondrial inner membrane. The record is from RefSeq and is a predicted model, not a curated record. NCBI's taxonomy places the organism in Eukaryota, Fungi, Basidiomycota, Agaricomycetes, Boletales, Suillaceae.
UCGCGGAUGGUUAUUCUUGCUCCAUAAAAUUUCUGGGAGCGGCGAGACCUUGCAUUAUUUGCCACUGAUAUACAAGUUUGGCCAGAUCUGAGCGCGAUAAACGCGACCUAAUAGCUAACCGGCAGCAGCCGGCACGUGUAGUUCCGACGUUCCGGUUUUGCACUUCCCCACAUCCCACACUUUUUUUACAUAAGAGCUUUCUGAUCAAAGCUCUAAACUUUCGAGUUUAAAAGACCCGCAUCUCUUCCGUUGUAUCGAGAAGUGUAGACAGAAGAUUAACAAUGGCUACCUUGCUUUCUGCGCGUAGUUCCGUUUGGCGACUGGGAUAUCUUCAUAGCACGGCGUUUACAAACAACGGGAGGCGCGCAGCAUCAGGAUAUGUGAAAUAUAAUCAUGAAGAUCCGUUGAAUAUGGAAUCUCUACUAACGGAAGAGGAAAUUGCCAUACGUGAUACUGCUCGGGAGUAUUGUCAGGAAAAUCUCGCUCCCCGUGUGCUGGAAGGCUGGCGGACGGAAAAAUUCAAUCAUGACAUUCUCCCUGAAAUGGGCAAAUUAGGACUGCUUGGACCGACAAUUCAAGGCUAUGGCUGCGCUGGAGCAAGCAAUGUAGCCUAUGGCCUCAUUGCUAGAGAAAUCGAGCGCGUCGAUUCCGGCUACCGAUCAACGGCAUCUGUUCAAUCAUCACUUGUUAUGCACCCAAUCAACGAGUUUGGUACUGAAGCACAAAAGGAGAGGUACAUUCCUCGCUUAGCCAAGGGAGAAAUCGUCGGCUGUUUUGGACUGACUGAACCAAAUCAUGGUUCCGACCCAGCUGGCAUGGAGACAACUGCUGAAGAAACUGAUGGCGGCUUUGUCCUCAAUGGAAGCAAGACUUGGAUAUCAAAUGCACCUGUCGCUGACAUUUUUGUUGUGUGGGCUCGUUGCAAAUGGGAUGGCAAGGUCCGGGGCUUCGUACUUGAGAAGGGUCUGAAAGGUUUGGAAGCGCCAGCCAUAAAGAACAAGAUUGCACUUCGGGCGUCGUUAACCGGUUCGAUCUUUAUGGACUCUGUUAGAGUAGGCCAUGAUGCCUUGCUCCCGCACGGACAAGGCCUUAGUGCACCUUUCUCCUGUUUGAAUAGUGCCCGGUAUGGCAUUUCAUGGGGUGUGAUGGGGGCUCUUGAGGAUUGUAUCCAAAAAACUCUCGCGUAUGCACUUGAGCGCAAGCAGUUUAAGCGACCGCUGGCAUCUUUCCAACUCGUCCAGAAGAAACUUGUAGAUGCGCAAACUGAAGUAGCCCUUGGCUUGCAGGCCAGCCUUCAGGUUGGCAGACUGAAGGACGCAGGCAAGCUGGCCCCCGAAAUGGUCAGUAUGGUAAAGCGUAAUAACUGUGGAAAGGCUCUUCAGCACUCCCGUGUUAUUUUGGAUAUUCUCGGAGGAAAUGCAGCAUCGGAUGAGUACCAUGUCGGUAGACAUGUUGCAAAUUUACAAGUUGUGAAUACUUAUGAAGGGACAUAUGAUAUCCACGGUCUCAUCCUUGGAAAGGCAAUCACUGGCAUUCAGGCUUUUGCUAAUUAGUUUCAUCGAUGUAUUCCUUGUAACAUGCAAAUCUCGACGAAAGACUUUGCAUCAUACUGAUUUAGAUGCAUUGUCAGGCGCGGGCCUAACAUUAAUAAUUUACCAAUCGUAAACUAUAUAGUAUGCAAGACUGUAAUGUGAUGAAUUCAACGCAUCGCAUUCGACCUUUCUAUUUGUUUUGACAUUUGCAGCUAUCAGUGUACUUAAUUUCACCUGUUGCCGCAUCGGCGGGGUCAACAGGCGGGAAGUCAUC